AUGAGUCUUCCCUUCGGCAUCAACUCCUCACUUCUACCAUCCAAACCGACUCAGCUCCCCACCCAGUGCGAGCUCAUUACCAUCUCGAUUAAGUCUGGCGAGACUGGGCCGCCCAGUCCGGGCAGGGCUGCUAUUACAGCCAGCAGGCAGACAGGCUACAAACCAGGCCACGGGGCCACCGUCCACUCUACCCGUCUCGGAAGUUGGGGAAAUGGAGAGGGCGAACAUGGCUGCAGCAGCAACGUGAUAAUUAAAGUCUAG
This is a messenger RNA of Fusarium venenatum, 261 nucleotides long. The record is from RefSeq and is a predicted model, not a curated record. Lineage: Eukaryota; Fungi; Ascomycota; Sordariomycetes; Hypocreales; Nectriaceae.